Daphnia carinata is the source of this 808-nucleotide messenger RNA. RefSeq lists its product as uncharacterized. The record is from RefSeq and is a predicted model, not a curated record. NCBI's taxonomy places the organism in Eukaryota, Metazoa, Arthropoda, Branchiopoda, Diplostraca, Daphniidae. The transcript is spliced from 5 exons. Bases 123 to 683 code for a protein of 186 amino acids.
CCUAACCCGCUUAUCGGUAAGAUCUUUACGUCGUGAGGCUACGCGUCUUUUAAAGGCCAAUUUCUCCAUCAUUCUUGUCAUUACCGCAGUAAGUUUCAUCGGUUAUCGUUGUAUAUUUCGUCAUGAAUACCCAUCAGGUACUAGUAGCGUUGCUGGUAGCAGCUUGUUGUGUUUAUGCCUGCGUUCAUCCGCCUUUGCCUCCAGAUUACACGAACGAGCAAUACGUCGGCGUGUGGUACGAAAUUGGCAGGAUCCAAACGCCGGGUGGAGCGGAAUUCCAGAAGGAUUGCAUUUGCACCAAGACUACAAUCACAUCCGCUUAUCCCGUUUGGGGUGACGCUGAAGUCACUUAUGAAUGCAGGAACUACACUGCAGAUAACCCAAAUAUCACCUCCAUAGAUGGUAUUCUAAUUGCGGGUGAAGUUCCAGGAAAUUUCAAUCAGCGAUUUCCUCCAUUAAUUCGUGGUGUUGAUUAUAACAUUAUCUGGAUUGACCAAGACACGGUAAUGGAGUAUGAUUGCCGUAUUACCGCAACCAGCGAGGAAUAUUGCGUCCACUUUAUGUCGCGCACAAUCACCAUCGAGCCGGCCAAGUUACAGACCAUGAUUGAUUUCGCAGAGGGCCUUGGCUUGAACCCUCUUGGCAUCCCAUACCUAUCGGUUCAGCAAGAGGGAUGUUGGUAAAUUUCCCGAUAUUAAUUUCGAUGUCGAGUUUCAAUCCUUAAUUUAGAGUAUUGUCGCGGUGUUUGCCAAUAACGCCGUACAUAUUUAAACCUCUGAAUUGCUAAAUACAUUUGUUUUUCUGCGUA